Molecule: messenger RNA, 674 nt
Organism: Rosa rugosa (rugosa rose)
Lineage: Eukaryota; Viridiplantae; Streptophyta; Magnoliopsida; Rosales; Rosaceae
Exons: 4
Coding region: 135-674 (179 amino acids)
Source: RefSeq, a predicted model, not a curated record
CCUUUGUCCAUGUUCCUAAAAACCAGCGGUCUAAGUUGGAUGCCCGGGCACUUAAGUGUGUCUUUGUUGGCUACGGAGGGUAUCAGAAGGGGUACAAGUGCUAUCAUCCACCUACCAGGAAGUACUAUGUCACUAUGGACGUUACCUUCUUUGAGGACAUGAGUUAUUUUUCCUCUUCAGAUACAGCUCUUCAGGGGGAGAAUUCAUAUUUUGAAGAACUGUAUCAUGGAGAGGGGGAGGAAUCAGAAGGAGGAGAAGAAGAAGUCACACAGGCAGGAGGUAUUUUGACGGAUCCAGUUGAAACCAUCAGCUCGCCACCUCUUGAAGCAGUAGCUCCAAACAUCCAGGCACCAGUUUCUAUGGCUGAAAAUGAAGUUGAAGACACAACUGCCCCUCCUGCCAUCGCUUCUACCCCUGACCCACAGCUUCCUGGUACUGAAGAUCACUCAUUUGAGUGGAGGAAGGCAAUGGAGGAAGAGAUGGAGGCGUUGCAGAAGAACAAUACUUGGCAACUUGUGCCUCCAUCACAAGGCAAGAAGGCUGUUGUCACAAUAUACUUGGCAACUUGUGCCUCAACUUGCCUUGUGCCUCAAACAGUCACCUCGUGCUUGCUGGAUAGACUGCAGAGACAGCUAGCCUCUGAGUUUGAGAUGAAGGACUUGGAUUGCAAGUAA